CAGAGGGCCGCGGGGUCUGCCGGGAAAGGCUUACGAGCUUAAGUUAAGCGUUAAGGGGCGAGUAUGGCUGUUCCGCGAGUGUUCCCACUUUCCUGUGCCGUGCAGCAGUAUGCCUGGGGGAAGAUGGGUUCUAACAGCGAAGUGGCACGGCUGCUGGCCAGCAGUGACCCACUGACCCGGAUCGCAGAGGACAAGCCCUAUGCAGAGUUGUGGAUGGGGACUCACCCCCGAGGGGAUGCCAAGAUCCUUGACAACCGCAUCUCACAGAAAACCCUCGGACAGUGGAUUGCUGAGAACCAGGACAGCUUGGGCUCAAAGGUCAAGGACACCUUUAAUGGCAACCUGCCCUUCCUCUUCAAAGUGCUCUCAGUCGAAACAGCCCUAUCCAUCCAGGCACACCCUAACAAGGAGCUGGCAGAGAAGCUACACCUCCAGGCUCCACAGCACUACCCCGAUGCCAACCAUAAGCCAGAGAUGGCCAUUGCCCUCACCCCCUUCCAGGGCUUGUGUGGCUUCCGGCCAGUUGAGGAGAUUGUAACCUUUCUGAAGAAGGUGCCUGAGUUCCAGGUCCUGAUUGGAGAUGAUGCAGCAACACACCUGAAGCAGAGCAUGAGCCGUGACUCCCAGGCUGUGGCCUCUGCUCUGAAGAGCUGUUUCUCCCACCUGAUGAAGAGUGAGAAGAAGGUGGUGGUGGAACAGCUCAACCUGUUGGUGAAGCGGAUCUCGCAGCAAGUGGCUGCCGGAAACAACAUGGAGGACAUCUCUGGGGAGCUUUUGAUGCAGCUGCACCAGCAGUACCCCGGUGAUAUCGGCUGCUUUGCCAUCUACUUCCUGAACCUGCUUACCCUGAAGCCUGGGGAGGCCAUGUUUCUGGAGGCCAACGUGCCCCAUGCCUACCUGAACGGAGACUGCGUGGAGUGCAUGGCGUGUUCAGACAACACAGUGCGUGCUGGCCUGACACCCAAGUUCAUUGACGUGCCAACCCUGUGUGAAAUGCUCAGCUAUACCCCUAGCUCCAGCAAGGACAGGCUCUUUCUCCCAACACGGAGUCAGGAAGACCCCUACCUCUCAAUCUAUGACCCCCCUGUGCCAGACUUCACCAUUAUGAAGAUGGAGGUCCCCGGCUCCGUCACUGAAUACAAGGUCUUGGCACUGGACUCUGCCAGCAUCCUUCUGAUGGUACAGGGAGCAGUGACAGCCAGCACACCCACAGCCCAGACGCCAAUCCCUCUGCAGCGUGGCGGCGUGCUCUUCAUUGGGGCCAAUGAGAGUGUCUCACUGAAGCUUACUGAGCCGAAGAACCUGCUGAUAUUCCGUGCCUGCUGUUUGCUGUAGAGGCCACAGCCUCCCUAGCUGUCCUCUGCCAGUCACCCUGAAUUCCAGCCAGCCUCACCUCAGGCCCAGCUCAAGCCCCCUUCCUUGCUCUGGACCCCUUAGGUAUACCCUGGAAGAGCUGGGGUGGAGGAGGGAGCCUGAAGGUAGUGACUCCUGAACACACCUAGAUGGAACCAUCUUUGGGGAGGAGAGGCCCGUGUGAGGGGUCUGACACUUUCCGUCUUCUCUCUCCACUCUUUGCUACACCUGAGCCAGGCUCUUGCCAACUCUGCUCUAGCCUAUGGCUCCAGGCUAGCCGGCAAAAUCCGUGACCCAGCAUUAGCUCAGCAUCUGUCGGAGCAAGAGGUCUGGUAAUUUCCAAGAACAGUGUUCUUGCCCUGGGACUACCCAUUUCCUCAGCUGCGGAGGAGGAAAGGGAAAGGGAAGGCCUGUGGACUGACAUUGUUUACACCCUCUUGUUCUGUCAAAGCAAUUAAAAGUCACUUGUGUUGAGGCUGUGGGGUAAUGAGCACUCAGCCUUUGGGGUACCUGUUCCUAAAAUGGGCCGAAAGUGCCCUCCUUGCAUGAUGCCCCAGUUUUUGCGUUAUGCCUACUUCACAGUUUUCUGGGGGUGGGUAAACUAUACUCCAGAACACUUGUAUGGGAAGGAGUGGAAGAGGAAGCCAGCUUCAGCCUCAGAGGCACAGCUGCAAGCAGGCCUUGGGUCCUCCAGCCCUACAGAGAGAAGGUGGCUCAAAGGAUACACCAAUCAUCAGUGCAAGAUGCUUCGCUCCUGUUUUUCAAUUGGCCCUAGAGCAGGGGUCAGCAAACCAGGCUGGCAGGCCAGUUCUGGCCAAACCUGUUCAUUUAUAUACUGUCUGGCUGCUUUUAAGCCACAGGGGCAAAGUUGAAGAGUUGCACUAGACUGUAUGGCCUGCAAAGCCCCAACUACUGAUUGUCAACCCCUUCUCUAGAACAUACUCAACUGUUGCAGAUUACAGGGAGGGACUCAGGAACUGAACUAGCCAAUUUUCAUUGUGAGAAGCCCAGUUAGCUCUCCUAAGCUGGCAGGAAAUACGUAAGAGGGAAUCUCUCCUGAUGCCCUGCUCCAGGGCUGGGACACACCUGCGAGAGGCUGUCAGCUGUCUGUUGCUGUUCACGUUUCUGACCUGCAAUCGUAGACACUGUCAUCCGAGACUAAUCAGUCUUAAUCCACUGGCUCCUUCCUGUGAGGUAAAGUUUUAAAUUCAAAGUAAAGAAUCUUUCUGGGCUUCUGCCCACACUAAAGUCCUUGUACAAUGGAGUUCCAGGAAACCACCUUCAAAAAAUCUCCUGUGUUUUUUUGCCUUCAAAUUUUCUUCAGCUAAAAAACAAUAAAGAUGAGUGGA
Saimiri boliviensis boliviensis (Bolivian squirrel monkey) is the source of this 2702-nucleotide messenger RNA. It is a transcript of the gene MPI, whose product is annotated as mannose phosphate isomerase. Lineage: Eukaryota; Metazoa; Chordata; Mammalia; Primates; Cebidae. The record is from RefSeq and is a predicted model, not a curated record. Gene Ontology annotation, cellular component: cytosol. Gene Ontology annotation, molecular function: mannose-6-phosphate isomerase activity; zinc ion binding. Gene Ontology annotation, biological process: carbohydrate metabolic process; GDP-mannose biosynthetic process.